AUGGAGGCCGACGCCACGCCCCCUUUUCCCCCGCGUCACCGCCACGGCCAGCAUCACCAGCAUCACCAGCGCUCGCACCAUCAUCGCCACCAGCACCACCAGCACCACCAGCACCACCAGCACCACCAGCACCACCAGCACCACCAUCACCCCCAGCACCCUCGCGAGGGCGCCCGCCGCCGACCCAGGCUGCAGCCCGCAUCCGCCGGCCCCGAGCUCAUAUCGAGCCUCAUCACCUCCCUGAGCGGCAUCUCUCACCUCGACGGCCCCGCCGCCGCCUCCCUCCCCGCCUCCCCAGACGUCGUCCGCUCGGCCACCUCCUCCUGCGGCAGCUUCGGCGUCGACUACGGCGCCUACAACCGGCCUGCCCUCGACCACCAUGAUCCGCUCGACCCCGUCUGCCUCGACGAGCUCGCAGCCAGCGCCCCCGUCGUCCGCACAACCAAGCAUCCCGCCGCCGCCUCGCUCCUGACGGCCGUCAAGAGAUCUCCCCGUCUGGGCUCGAGCCGCGACGGCGCCACCGCCGGCCUGCGCUCUUUCAUCAUCGCCAGCGGUGCCAGCGGACCUUCGUGCUCGGCCUCCCCCAUCUCCUCCGAGAAUGACGACGGUCGGGCCGUCGGUAACGUCUCCAUGGAACACCCCGACGACGACGACCGAGGAGCUUGUCGCCCCUUCGAGACCUGCGCGAGGAGGGUCAACGGCGCCGGAAGAGGCCUCGCCUGUGCCGCCUCUGGGGAGCGCCUCUCGGCCUCGAGCAGCAUGCGCAGCGUCAACGUCCCCGCCACGCCUGUCGGAGACGCCUGCCUCGCCGAGAGGUCCAUCGCGGAGGAGCCCAACGUGGGCAGCCCGAGCCCGAUUCCCGACCGUGACUCGAGCCUGAGGCAGAAGAGGACCUCGCACCGCAGACGGGACGGCACCCGACGGACGAAGCGGGAUGCCGAUGCGACCCUUCCCGUCGUCGACGAUCGGGCUGUCAGAACGCGCCACGCCUCCUCCGACCUCGAUCUCGACCUUGGCGUCCGCUCCUUUCUGCUCGGUCCCGACGAGUGUGCGACGCCGCCGCCGCCAAAGAGCCCCGGGGAGCGACGGUGUGAUCGUCGUGCCGUCGGGAGGGACGGAUGCGAUGACGACGGCGCUCCGUACCCGUCCGUCUCGAGCGGUCGCCGACGUGAGGACCCGAGCAGCAGCCGUCUGAGCCCGGUUCCGAAGGAGGCUCUCAAGAUGAAGCGGAGCAGCUCCCGCCUGAAGCGCCUCUCCGCUGGCGGCCUGACACCCCUGACGCCGUCCGGCCACGAACGACCUGCCUCGGCCGACUCGGUUGACGACGCCGUCGAGUCCUACCUCUGCUCGCCGAGCCUCUCCCAGAAGAUUCAACACCCCCAGACCGGCCGCGUCAUCUCCUUCUCCGAGGUCGGCGACCCCAACGGAUCCGCCGUCUUCUGCUGCGUCGGCAUGGGCCUCACGAGAUACGUCACCGCCUUCUACGACGAGCUCGCCGUGACGCUGCGCCUCCGGCUCAUCACCCCGGACCGGCCCGGCGUCGGCGACAGCGAGCCGUACUCGGACGGCACCGCCACCCCUCUCAGCUGGCCAGACGACGUCUACGCCAUCUGCCAGGCGCUCGGCAUCACCAAGUUUUCGCUCCUCGCCCACUCGGCCGGUGCCAUAUACGCGCUCGCGACGGCUCUGCGCAUGCCCCAGCACAUCCGCGGCCGGAUUCACCUCCUCGCCCCCUGGAUACCGCCGUCCCAGAUGAACGUUUUCGGAACGUCGGCGACGUCGCCGCCGACGAACGCCAUCCCGACCUCGCAGAAGAUCCUCCGCGCGCUGCCCACGCCCUUCCUCAAGGCCGCCAACUCGAGCUUCAUGACGGCGACAAGCAGCUCCAUCACGAGCUCGCUGCCCAAGAACCCCCGCCGCGGCAAGCGGAGGACCCUGCAGGCCAAGGACGCCCCCGCGCCGGGCCGCAACCUGACGCCCGUGCCCGACAAGGAAAAGGCCGGGACGGUGCCGAACGAGGACGGGACCGUCGCGUCGCCGAGCCCGACCGAGACCCUGGACCGCAUGUCGCCGCCCCGUCCCGUCACUGGCUCCUCGGCCGACUUCGCCACCCGCGCCGACGGCACCGUCGAUAGGGAGCGGCAAAAGACAUACGACACCCGCCUCACCCACGCCAUCUGGGAGCUCGCCACGACGGGAGCCAACCCGGCCGUCGACCUGCUCGUCUGCCUCGAGCGCCGGCACACCAUCGGCUUCCGCUACGUCGACAUCACCCGCCCCGUCGUCAUCCACCACGGCAGCCGCGACUCGCGCGUGCCGGUCGAUAACGUCAAGUGGCUGGCCAAGACGAUGCGGAGGUGCGAGGUGCGACUGCUCGAGGGUGAGGGCCACGGCCUCAUGGCGAGCGCCGCCGUCAUGGGAUCCGUCCUGACGGAGAUGAGCAAGGAGUGGGAGGACUGGAUGCGCGCCACGGGCGCCGACAAGAGGCAGGAAAAGGCGCGGACACGCCGAGGGACGCUCGUCGGAAGGUGA
Molecule: messenger RNA, 2532 nt
Organism: Drechmeria coniospora
Lineage: Eukaryota; Fungi; Ascomycota; Sordariomycetes; Hypocreales; Ophiocordycipitaceae
Exons: 2
Coding region: 1-2532 (843 amino acids)
Source: RefSeq, a predicted model, not a curated record